Molecule: messenger RNA, 2477 nt
Organism: Cajanus cajan (pigeon pea)
Lineage: Eukaryota; Viridiplantae; Streptophyta; Magnoliopsida; Fabales; Fabaceae
Source: RefSeq, a predicted model, not a curated record
AUAUAAAGCCAUUCAUCAGUUGUCAUUAUGUAAAUGUCAGCACGUUUUUUUAAGGUGCAUAUCAUUAAGGUUCCAAAGAGAAAUAGCAUAAGGGAGAGAACAAGAACACACAAACAAUUCCGGGGGAUAAAAACUCGGAAUUUUGUUCACUUGGCCUUUCAUCUCCCAUUGUAAUUUUGAAGGUUCAUAUUAUUAAGAGAUGAAGGUGAAGGUGUUGGGUAGGAGGAGCAAACUUGUUUUCUUCCUUUGGUGGCUUGGAAUGACUCUUCAGCUUUGUUUCUGGCUCGGUGCUUGUUCUGAGUUGAGAACAUUUAGAAGAGUUUUAAGGGAAACCAACAAAAACAAUUCUCAAAAUUCUGUGGUCAUGAUGAAAACAAGGAACCCUCAAGAGUUGGUGGUUGACAAUGGAAUUCUUUCCCUCACUUUUUCAACACCUGAGGGUUUCCUCAUUGGAAUGUCAUAUAACGGAAUUGAAAAUAUAUUUGACGAGGAAAAUGAAGAUCAAGAUAGAGGGUACCUUGACGUUGUUUGGAACACACCAGGAAAGCCUAGCAAUUUUCAGAGAAUCCACGGGACAAAUUUUUCGGUUAUAGCAGCUGAAGAGGAUAUGGUGGAGCUUUCAUUCUCAAGAACAUGGACAUCUUCCAUGAAUGGCUCAAGUGUACCCAUAAACAUUGACAUGAGAUACAUUUUGCGAGGUGGUGAUUCAGGGUUUUAUACAUAUGCAAUAUUUGAUCGCCCUGAAGGAUUUCCCUCGGUGGAGAUUGACCAAAUUAGGAUUGUUUAUAAACUCAACAAAGACAGGUUCAACUAUAUGGCUAUAUCAGAUGAAAGGCAAAGAAGAAUGCCAACAAUGAGAGAUAGAGAAACAGGGCAAGUCCUUGCAUACCCUGAAGCAGUUCUAUUAACAAGACCAACCAACCCAGAAUUCAGAGGAGAGGUGGAUGACAAAUACCAGUACUCUUGUGAGAACAUGGUCAACUCUGUUCAUGGAUGGAUCAGUGUUCAUUCUGAUGCACCCAUGGGCUUCUGGAUGAUAACACCGAGUAAUGAAUUUCGCAAUGCUGGGCCCAUCAAACAGGACCUUACUUCCCAUGUUGGCCCCAUCACCCUCUCGAUGUUUGUGAGCACUCACUAUGCUGGGAAGGAGGUAACCAUGCAAUUUCAAGAAGGGGAGACAUAUACAAAGGUAUUUGGCCCUGUAUUUGUCUACGUUAACUCUGCUUCAAGCGAGGAUGAUACACUAUCCCUCUGGUCAGAUGUAACCAAUCAGCAAUCCAAGGAAGUCAAAAGUUGGCCAUACGAUUUUCCUCAUUCACCAGAUUUCUUUCUUCCCAAUCGUAGGGGAGUAGUUUUUGGAAUAUUACUAGUCCAAGAUUGGAACUUCAGAGAAGGUAAACUUCUAUAUGCUAACAAUGCUUAUGUGGGCCUAGCUUUGCCUGGAGAUGGAGGAUCAUGGCAGAUAGAAAGCAAGGGCUAUCAAUUCUGGACUCAAGCUGAUUCAAAGGGUUUCUUCAUGAUAAAUAAUAUUGUGCCUGGUGACUAUAAUUUGUAUGCAUGGGUCCCUGGCUUCAUUGGUGAUUACAGAUAUAAUGCUACAAUCACCAUCACACCAGGAGGAGUCAUCAAAUUGGAUUCACUUGUGUAUGUUCCUCCAAGAAAUGGACCAACCAUGUGGGAAAUUGGGGUUCCAGAUCGCACUGCUGCAGAAUUCUAUGUACCAGACCCUUACCCUACGCUCAUGAACAAAUUAUACAACGAACAGCGCAGAGACAAGUUUAGGCAAUACGGGUUGUGGGAACGUUACACUGAUUUAUAUCCAAAUGAUGAUCUUGUUUACACUGUUGGAGUUAGCAAGUAUAAUAAAGAUUGGUUUUUUGCUCAUGUUACAAGAAGCACAGGAAAUAAGACAUACCAACCAACAACAUGGCAGAUUAUAUUUGAACAUAAAAAUCAAAUAAUAAGAGGAAACUACACAUUGCAACUGGCCUUGGCAUGCACUGCUGAUGCUGACCUGCAGGUUCGGUUCAAUGACCCUAGUGCUAAUCCACCAGACUUUGCAACGGGUAAAAUGGGAGGAGAUAAUGCCAUAGCAAGGCAUGGCUUGCAUGGAUUGUAUAGGCUAUUCAGCAUUAACGUACCAAGUGAUCGCAUUGUGAAAGGAACCAACACCAUCUAUCUGAAGCAGUCAAGAGCCAUGAAUCCUUUUCAAGGAGUUAUGUAUGAUUAUAUCCGUUUAGAACGUCCUCCAUUGACACUCAUGUGAGUGUGUCCAAGUGCAACUUCUAGUUGAUACAGUAAAUAGCCCUGUAAAUACUUUAGGCAUUUCGUCUUAGAGUUAGUGGGAAGGCAUGAUUAGCUAGAAAAGAAUAACUGAUAUAGAGGGUAAAUUAUUCAUUUCAAUUUACAACUACCUUAUAUGUGUUCACAUUUGUAGCAACCAAUAAUUAGAUUUUGUUCUUUUAUUUUAUAUUCAA